AUGUCAACAUUAAAGUUUUGGAAUAAGAGCAAUAGUGAGAGUAGUGACACAAAGACGGAGACGAAAAAUGCAAAAAAUGGGCAACGAAAUUGGUUGCAUGCACCUGAUUCGUUAUCAAAUGGACAUGUCGCAUAUCUAGUCAAGUAUUUGGGCAAUACGCCUGUCGAUCAGCCGAAAGGGAUUGAGGUUGUGAAGGAGGCAAUUAGGAGAUUACAGUUUACGCAACAAAUUAAGAAAGCAGAAGGCGGAAAUAAUGUCAAGAUGAAGAAAGUUGAAAUCACGAUCAGUAUCGAUGGCGUUGCUAUUCAGGAGCCCAGAACAAACAACAUUCUGCACCAAUUUCCACUCCACAAAAUCAGCUACUGCGCUGACGAGAAGGGAGUAAAGAAAUUCUUCAGUUUCAUUGCCAAAAUGGGCACAUCAGUACAAGCAAACACAAACGGCGAUUCAACAAGCAUAAAUACAUCAUCGUCGUCGUCCGUUGGAAGCGUGACUGGAACAGCUGAAGAAUCUCAUGAAUGCUUUGUUUUCAUAUCGAAUAAGCUUGCUUCCGACAUUACAUUGACGAUUGGACAGGCUUUUGAUUUAGCUUAUCGUCGCUACAUGAGUGAUAGUGGAAAGCAAUUUGAAAUCUCCAAGCUGCAAUCACACAAUAAAAUACUUGAAGGAACUGUCGAUACUUAUCGUAAGCGCUUACGAGAGGUCUCUGAAAUUCUCUCGAAACCAGAUCUGGAUAAAUUGUUGUUGCGUUUAGGCGUACGAGAUAUUUGCGAAGUACAGGUCACAGAAACAACAGCUAGCGACGGAAAUAAAACGCCAGACCUUGGCAUUGACGUAUCGCAGAACGAUGAUCAAUUACUCAUUGAAACGUCACCGAAAAAUACAUUUGCACCAAUUGUGCCACCGCGUAAUCAAAUUACCAAUGAUGCUCUCAAACCAACAAUCGGAACUAAACUUGAAGGACUCAAUUUGCUUGAUUCCGAUUCAGAUUCAGAAUUUGAUCCGCGUGCUGAAGAGCCUGUAAUGACCAAUGGAUCAAAAAUGUCAAAUGAUUUGUUUGGUUUCGAGCCAAAAAUGAAUGGAAAUGUACAGCAGUUGUUUAGUUCGGGACAUUUUACUGACGGAACGACGAAAACGAUGACGCAUGGUCCAACAUCACCGCCACCUUUAUUGGCACCUCCUCCAAAGGUAGCAGCACCAAGAAGAACAAACGGAGCACAAGAUUUAUUCGGUUCAGAUCCAUUCGCACCAAUAUCUGCAAAGCCAUUGAGUGACUGUAAUGGAAUGAAUGAAGAAUCUCGUAAUAUUGUUAAGGAUUUAUCAGCAUUUAGAAUGGAUCAUUUUGACGCUACAGUAAAUCAAGAAUCAAGUAUUUCCAAUAACUUUGAGUGUGAGACAGAUUCGGCUAAAAAUCCGUUCCUUGACUCGCCCAAAAAAGCUCCGUCGACAACAAAAUUAUUCCAAAAACCCACAGAAAUGUUUUUGUCGAACAAAACUAAUCGCUAUGAUGUAUUUAAAAAUGAUUUUCCAUCAAAUGGACAUGAAGCGAGUGAGAAAGUAGAGAAAAAGACUGAAAUGUCAAUGAAUGAUCCAUUUCAAGACUUUGCAAUUGCGGCAUUUAGUGAAUUUAAAAUUGAUAAAUCAUCAUCAAUUCAUGAAUUUUCGAAUAAACUCUUUCAAAAUGGCCAUCAAAAGGAUACGGAGCACUUAAGUAGUCAGCAAUCGAGAUCGAUGAAGAUGAAGAAUGGCAUCAAUAUUGACGAUUUCAGUAUUGAAAGCUUCGAUCCAUUAGCCAAAUAA
Molecule: messenger RNA, 1800 nt
Organism: Chironomus riparius
Lineage: Eukaryota; Metazoa; Arthropoda; Insecta; Diptera; Chironomidae
Source: the annotation of a GenBank genome assembly